AUGGGUUCUGUUUCGAACCGUGGAAAGCUUAUCAAAAUCAAGAGAAGUGAAGAAGACAGGAUAAGCAAUUUACCAAGCAGUCUAAUUGGGCAUAUCCUCUCCUUCCUUCCAACAGAAGAUGUAGUGAAAACUAGCGUCUUAUCAACCAAAUGGAAGUAUCAUUGGACAUCAAUCACUAAUUUUUACUCUGUUGAUCGGACUCCAUUUGGAAGGAGAAGGAAUAAUUGUGAUCAGUCAGUCAAAAGUUUCAUAAAUUUUGUCUAUCGAGUGCUGCUACAAAGUGUUUCAGAUAUGCGUAAAUUCCAUCUGAGGUGUGGUAACAAAUGUGAUAGUUCGCAUUUUAAUCAAUGGAUUUCUAUUGCAAUAUUGCGUCAAAGUUUGACUAUUGAUAAUGAUAGCGACCUCUACAUGUACAAGGUUGUGUUUAAUACACCAAAUGUUCAAUAUCUUAAAUACUUUGACGACUUAGUAGCAGAAGGGUAUUCGGUGAAUAACUUCAAUUCUCUGGUCAAGGCGGACAAGAAGUUAGUGUUAACCGGUGAAUUUGGAAGAGGAGACCAUGGAAAGGAACUUGUCAGAGGAAUAUCUAAAGUUCAGCGGCGGCUUUAUUUUGGUGCCCGCAUAGAGGUUAACUUUGUUAAAUGA
Molecule: messenger RNA, 645 nt
Organism: Cornus florida
Lineage: Eukaryota; Viridiplantae; Streptophyta; Magnoliopsida; Cornales; Cornaceae
Product: putative F-box/LRR-repeat protein At5g41840
Exons: 2
Coding region: 1-645 (214 amino acids)
Molecular function (GO): protein binding
Source: RefSeq, a predicted model, not a curated record